This is a messenger RNA of Zingiber officinale, 1756 nucleotides long. Its product is annotated as pectinesterase-like. NCBI's taxonomy places the organism in Eukaryota, Viridiplantae, Streptophyta, Magnoliopsida, Zingiberales, Zingiberaceae. Bases 1 to 1749 code for a protein of 582 amino acids. The record is from RefSeq and is a predicted model, not a curated record. Gene Ontology annotation, molecular function: pectinesterase inhibitor activity; pectinesterase activity. The transcript has 2 exons. Gene Ontology annotation, biological process: cell wall modification.
AUGACGCCUCACUGGAAGGACUCCGACGGCGGCCUUCCCACCGCCCUUUUGCACAACCUCACGAGAAAUAAGCGCCGGGCGUUCCUGCUCUUAUCAUCCCUCCUCAACCUCGCUGCCUUAAUCCCAGCCAUUGCUGCCAAAUGCUCCUCCCCCACCAGCACCUUCGGGGCAGACGCCAUCCUCCACAACUCCUGCGCCGGCACCCGCUACCCUGCCCUCUGCCGCUCCGCCAUCUCUUCAUCCCCUUCACUCCUUGCCUCCAUCUCCUCCCACACCGACGUCAUCCUCGCCUCCCUCAACCUCACCCACUCCGCGGUCCACCGCUCCAUUCUCCACGUCCAUAGCUUAUCCGCCCGACCCAACCUCACCCUUCGCGAUCGCACUGCGCUCGGCGACUGCCUCGACAUGUACGACGACUCGCUCGACGAGCUCCGAGACGCCGCCACCCACCUCCGCUGCCUCGCCGUCGCAGCAGCCCCUUCCGCCUCCUCCUCCUCCAAUAUACCGGACUCCCUCUUGGUCGACCUGGAGAUCCUGGUGUCCGCCGCCAUGACGAACCAGGAGUCCUGCCUCGACGGCUUCUCCCACAGCCAGAACGACCGCCGCCUCCGCCAGAGCCUCGUCGCCGAGCUCACCCACGUGACGCACAUGUGUAGCAACGCGCUCAGAAUGAUCAAGAACCUCUCCGUCAAUGGCGGUGGCUGGAGGCGGAGGACGAUGGGGCGGAACAGGGAGGCGUGGCCGGAAUGGAUGAGAAAGGCCGACAGGCGGCGGAUGGAGUCAGAGGAACUAGCGGCUGACGCGGUGGUGGCAGGGGACGGAAGCGGAGACUAUAGAACGGUGCAGGAGGCGGUAGAGGCGGCGCCGGAGAAAAGCAAGAAGCGGCACGUGAUAAGAAUCAAAGCGGGGACGUACGUGGAGAAUGUGGAGGUGCCGAAGAAGAAGAAGAAUUUGAUGUUCGUCGGUGAUGGGAGGAAGACGACGGUGAUAACCGGAAACAGUAACGUGAAGGACGGCUGUACAACUUUCCGGUCGGCCACGUUAGCUGUGGUGGGGAAUGGCUUUUUGGCCCGUGGAUUGCGUAUCGAGAACACGGCCGGCCCGUCGAAGGACCAGGCGGUGGCGCUCCGCGUCGUCGCAGACCUCUCCGCCUUCUACGAAUGCGACAUCGUCGGCCAUCAGGACACGCUCUACGUGCACUCGCACCGCCAGUUCUUCCGCAGCUGCCUCGUCCAGGGCACCGUCGACUUUAUCUUCGGCAGCGCAGCCGCCGUCUUCCAGGAUUGCGACAUCCAAGCGCGCAGACCCGACCCCGGUCAAAAGAACAUGAUCACGGCCUCCGGGCGCAAUGACCCAGACUUUCCCACCGGAAUCAUCAUCCACCGUUCCCGCAUUGCCGCGGCACCCGACCUCGCCCCCGUCGCCGCCUCCUUCAAGACCUACCUCGGCCGCCCCUGGAAGAUGUACUCCAGGACUGUUGUUCUAGAGUCGGAGAUCAGCGACGUGAUCGAGGCCGAGGGUUGGCACGAGUGGAACGGGUCCUUCGCGCUCGACACGUUAUACUUCGGGGAGUUCCGGAACACCGGUCCCGGCGCCGUCACCGGAGGCCGAGUAAAGUGGAAGGGGCACAGAGUGAUCAGCAACGUCAGCGAGGCGGAGGAGUUCACUCCGGGGAGCUUUAUCGCUGGCGCCGACUGGCUGAAGGCCACGGGCUUCCCCUUCUCCCUGGGAUUGAGCACGAAUCAAUAAUCAUUAU